This is a messenger RNA of Contarinia nasturtii (swede midge), 1835 nucleotides long. RefSeq names its product excitatory amino acid transporter 1 (gene Eaat1). Bases 134 to 1057 code for a protein of 307 amino acids. The transcript has 7 exons. Gene Ontology annotation, biological process: L-glutamate transmembrane transport. The record is from RefSeq and is a predicted model, not a curated record. NCBI's taxonomy places the organism in Eukaryota, Metazoa, Arthropoda, Insecta, Diptera, Cecidomyiidae. Gene Ontology annotation, cellular component: plasma membrane. Gene Ontology annotation, molecular function: glutamate:sodium symporter activity; L-glutamate transmembrane transporter activity; neutral L-amino acid transmembrane transporter activity.
AUUGUCAUCAGGUCCAUCCAAACCAUAUCAUUCCGAUUACGUUCGAUGUCAUUUGUUACUAAUUCAUAUUUUAUCCUCUCACAUUUUGCAAUGUCAUUAUACAUAUACAUACACAACCUCAGCACCCUUGUAUAUGUGGGAUUUUAAGCAAAAGAAUACGGCAACCACAAAUGUUCUUGGAGUUGUUAUGUUCAGUGUGGUAUUGGGAACGGCGCUUGGAAAAUUGGGUUCAUCUGGAAAACCAUUGCUUGACUUCUUGUAUGCCACCAGCGAAGCCAUGAUGAUCAUCACACAUUGGGUUAUUUGGUUGUCACCGGUGGGUGUCUUUUUUCUGGUUGUUGCCAAAAUCCUCGAAAUGGAUUCGUUGGCCAUAAUUGUUGGUAAACUUGGUGCUUAUUUCUGUACGGUUAUGCUGGGAUUAUUUAUCCAUGGUUUCAUCACAAUUGCCGUCAUAUUCUUCAUUUGUACGCGAAAAUUACCGUAUCGAUACAUUUCAAAGAUGGGCCAAAAUUUAGCCACGGCAUUUGGAACUGGUUCAAGUUCGGCCACAAUGCCAGUUACAAUCAACACAUUGGACGACAUGGGAAUCGAUCCGCGAGUCACACGUUUCGUUAUUCCAGUUGGUGCAACAGUUAAUAUGGAUGGUACAGCAUUGUAUGAAGCUGUUGCUGCCAUUUUCAUUGCACAAUUGAGAAAUGUCGGACUUUCGUUCGGAAGUUUGGUUGCCGUCAGUGUGACAGCCACAGCUGCAUCAAUUGGAGCGGCUGGUAUUCCAUCAGCUGGAUUGGUUACCAUGGUCAUGGUGCUCGAUACAGUGGGUCUACCAUCUGAAGAUAUUUCAUUGAUCAUUGCCGUUGAUUGGCUUCUUGAUCGAUUUAGAACAACAAUUAAUGUGAUGUGCGACUCACUUGGUGCUAUUUUGGUGGAUCAUUUAUCACGGAAUGAUCUAAAAGAAAAACUGGAAUUGGCCGAACCGCACGAGUUGAUGGAAUUAAAGUCAUCAAAUAACGACAAGGAAGUAUCGACGGUUGUCAAGAAGUCUUAUGGUUCCAUCUAAUCGCCAAAUUAACUUGCACAAAAUGCCAUCGUACAUUGAACUCUUCGCAAAAUGCGAUGAAGCUAACAAUAUUCUUCCUUUUUUUUGUUUCGUCAAUAAGUGGCAUCGUUCAAAAAAUUGUCAACAACCAUUCGGUCAAAAUGAAAGAAACAAAAAGGUUUUGUGUAUUCAAAAGAAUUUCAACGAUGUUGAUGCAUUCAAAAAAGAGAAUAUUAAAAGAUUCAUUCGGUUUAGUGACGAGCUUAUAUAUGCGUGAUGGCACUCAAUGUGUUGGUAUUAGAUGGAAAUUCAUACGUAGUCUUGAUUUGAUAUUUACAUUGCCGCUUAUGUAAUGGUCGUGCCAUCUCUGUGCUUCAUUUUCUUCUAUUUUCGAUACCGAACUGUCUUCUAAAUUCAUGCUUUCAACAACUACAACACACAAAAAAAAACAUUAAUAUCUUUUUAACCAAAAAUGCGCACAUUUUUCUUGCUGUUAAUUUCAUUCCAUUUUGUUCAUAAUGAAAAGUCGAUUCGAAAUUUGGCAUCAUAUUACACCACCCCUGCCUCUUUUCUUCGCUCCAAACAAACAUCUAAUUUAACAAUUACAGUCCUCUUUUCAAUAAUCAAUCAUUUAACAUUCAUUUUAAUCUAGUUUCGUUAACGACUUAUUAACACACACACACAAACUCUAUCAAUUAUUAUCACACUCUAUCAAUUAUUUAAAUCCAACUAAAAACAAAUACAUUUGAUUGUACAAAUAUUGAAAUAAAGAAAAAAGAAACUAUACUAGUAAACAAAA